GAAAGUCACAUUGACGUGUUUGUUUGUAAACAAACGUUUGGAACCAAAAGCCGCAUCAAAAAACCAUCGAUUUUUCUACAGAAAAGAUUAAAGUAGUGUGUAGAGUGGUUCAAAUAAGUUUAAUUUAACGACAAAUAGGUGAAUUGGAUGAAAACAGUGUUUUAGGCAUUUUAAAGAAAAUACAAUGAACACAGUAGCAAGAAAUUCGAUACUAGUCCGAUUGGGUCGAAGGAUAUUACCACACAGGACGUGCGUGCGCACCGCAUCAUCGAGCAGUUUGCAGAAGCGGGAACAGCUCAAGGAAGGCCCUUCGUUGCAAGAUUUCCUGCGUGGAACAACGGAAGCGGAAACCUCCACCGUCUACAUUGCGGACCGGGGCAAACCCAUCCCCUACAUCGCCCCCGAAACGCUCCGGGGGCAGAAACGGAAGGUUUUCCUCGAAGUGUACGGCUGCCAGAUGAACACCAAUGAUACGGAAAUCGUUUGGUCGAUACUGAAAGCGCACCAGUACCACCGAACGGUGAAUCUGAAGGAAGCCGACAUCGUGCUCAUGAUGACGUGCGCCAUCCGGGAAGGCGCGGAAGAUACGGUCUGGAAUCGGUUGAAACAUUUGCGCCUGCUGAAGCGCAAGCGUGAGACGAACGGCGAAAAACCGUUACAGAUCGGGGUGCUGGGCUGUAUGGCGGAACGGUUGAAGAAGCAGCUGGUAGAGAAGGAGCACUCCGUCGAUGUGGUGGCAGGACCGGAUGCGUACAAGGAUUUGCCCCGCCUGCUGGCGAUCGGCCAGCGGGGACAGAAAGCGAUCAAUGUGCUACUUUCGCUCGACGAAACGUACGCCGACGUGGUGCCGGUAAAGCUGGACCGUAAAUCGAAGACCGCGUUCGUUUCCAUCAUGCGUGGAUGCGACAACAUGUGCUCGUACUGUAUCGUUCCCUUUACCCGCGGCAAGGAACGGUCCCGACCGAUCAAAUCGAUCCGCGAGGAAGUGUUGCAGCUGGAAAAUGAAGGCAUUAGGGAAAUAACGUUGCUCGGGCAGAACGUUAACAGCUAUCGUGACACGAGCGACGAAUCGUUGGAGGAUGCCCCCAAGGAGGCAACGCUGUUGGCGCCCGGGUUCCGCACCGUGUACAAAAGCAAGGUCGGGGGAUUACGGUUUGCCGAGCUGCUGACCGAGCUGGCGGAAGCGGUCCCCGAGAUGAGGAUCCGUUUCACGUCACCCCACCCAAAGGACUUCCCGGUGGAUGUGCUGGAAACGAUUGCAAAGUAUCCGAACAUAUGCAACAGCCUGCAUUUACCGGCACAGUCCGGCAAUACGCAGGUGCUGGAGCGCAUGAGACGUGGUUACACGCGGGAAGCAUACCUAAACCUGGUAGAGGAAGUGCGCCGCAUCAUACCGAACGUAACGCUUUCCAGCGACUUUAUCUGCGGCUUCUGCGGUGAAAGCGAGCCCGAGUUUGCCGACACGGUAUCGCUCAUCGAGCAGGUGGGCUACCAUGCUGCGUUCCUGUUUGCGUACAGUAUGCGGGAGAAAACUACGGCCCACCGGCGGUACAGUGACGACGUACCGGAGGAAGUGAAGCAGGAGCGUUUGCGCCGGAUGAUUGCAGCUUUCCGGAGGGAAGCGGAACGACUAAACAGUUUGUUUGUUGAUCGAACGGAGCUUGUGCUGAUCGAGGGUUACAGCAAACGAUCACGAACCGAUCUUGCGGGUCGUAAUGAUGGAAACGUGAAGGUUAUUGUUCCUGCUGGACAGGUUCGGUCCGACCGGGCGGCUGAUCGUGACGAUGUCCGACCGUUGGGCGUUGGGGAUUACGUUGCGGUGCGAAUAACAGGUUCAAAUUCGCAAAUUCUUAAAGGCGAGCCUUUGUACCACACAACGAUAAAGGAAUUUUAUGGAAAUGCUUAGGAAGAGCUCACGAUCGUGUAGGAAGUUACGGAGUUGUUAAUAAAUGAUCCUCUAUUGAA
Molecule: messenger RNA, 1965 nt
Organism: Anopheles gambiae (African malaria mosquito)
Lineage: Eukaryota; Metazoa; Arthropoda; Insecta; Diptera; Culicidae
Product: CDK5RAP1-like protein
Exons: 3
Coding region: 185-1906 (573 amino acids)
Biological process (GO): negative regulation of cyclin-dependent protein serine/threonine kinase activity; tRNA modification
Cellular component (GO): cytosol; mitochondrion
Molecular function (GO): 4 iron, 4 sulfur cluster binding; tRNA-2-methylthio-N(6)-dimethylallyladenosine(37) synthase activity
Source: RefSeq, a predicted model, not a curated record